Molecule: messenger RNA, 492 nt
Organism: Zasmidium cellare ATCC 36951
Lineage: Eukaryota; Fungi; Ascomycota; Dothideomycetes; Mycosphaerellales; Mycosphaerellaceae
Exons: 1
Coding region: 1-492 (163 amino acids)
Biological process (GO): carbohydrate metabolic process
Cellular component (GO): intracellular anatomical structure
Molecular function (GO): isomerase activity
Source: RefSeq, a predicted model, not a curated record
AUGGCAGCGAACGGUUCACAAGGUCUCCGCAUUGCGAUGGGAGCGGACGAUGCUGGCGUUGGAUACAAGAACAAAAUCAAGGCCGAUCUGGAAGCAGACCCCAGAGUAGCCAAGGUCAUCGACGUUGGCGUUAACGAAUCGAGCGACAAGACCGCCUACCCACAUCCCGCCGUCGACGCCGCGAAGCUCAUCCAGAAAGGCGAGGCAGACCGUGCUCUCCUGAUCUGCGGUACUGGACUCGGUGUGGCGAUCAGCGCGAACAAGGUGCCUGGCAUCAGAGCCGUGACGGCACACGACAGCUUCAGCGUCGAGCGGGCGAUUCUCAGCAACGACGCCCAGGUGCUCUGCAUGGGCGAGAGAGUCGUGGGCAUUGAGCUCGCGAGGAGGUUGGCGAAGGAGUGGAUUGGAUACAAGUUCGACCCGACCUCAGCCAGCGCGAAGAAGGUGGAGGCGAUCAAUGAGCACGAGAAGAAGAACUUUGAGUUGAAGUAG